Messenger RNA from Cricetulus griseus (Chinese hamster), 2830 nucleotides. Lineage: Eukaryota; Metazoa; Chordata; Mammalia; Rodentia; Cricetidae. The record is from RefSeq and is a predicted model, not a curated record.
ACUCAUUUGUGAACAGCCAGGAGUGGACCUUGAGCCGCUCCGUGCCGGAGCUUAAAGUGGGCAUAGUGGGGAACCUGUCUAGUGGGAAAUCAGCCUUGGUACACCGAUACCUGACAGGGACCUACGUUCAAGAAGAGUCCCCUGAAGGGGGUCGAUUUAAAAAGGAGAUUGUGGUGGAUGGCCAAAGCUACCUGCUGCUGAUCAGAGAUGAAGGAGGCCCCCCUGAGCUCCAGUUUGCUGCCUGGGUGGAUGCAGUGGUGUUUGUGUUCAGCCUGGAGGAUGAAAUCAGCUUCCAGACGGUGUACAACUACUUCCUGCGCCUCUGCAGCUUCCGAAAUGCCAGCGAGGUGCCCAUGGUGCUGGUGGGCACACAGGAUGCCAUCAGUGCCGCCAAUCCCCGGGUCAUUGAUGACAGCAGGGCCCGCAAGCUGUCCACAGACCUGAAACGCUGCACGUACUAUGAGACAUGUGCGACCUAUGGGCUCAAUGUGGAACGAGUCUUCCAGGACGUGGCCCAGAAAGUAGUAGCCUUGCGGAAGAAGCAGCAGCUGGCCAUUGGGCCCUGCAAGUCCCUGCCCAACUCACCCAGCCACUCGGCCGUGUCUGCUGCCUCCAUCCCGGCUGUGCACAUCAAUCAGGCCACGAAUGGCAGCGCCUUCAGUGACUACUCGUCCUCAGUCCCUUCCACCCCCAGCAUCAGCCAGCGGGAGCUGCGCAUCGAGACCAUCGCUGCCUCCUCCACCCCCACGCCCAUCCGCAAGCAGUCCAAGAGGCGCUCCAACAUCUUCACGUCUCGGAAAGGUGCUGACCUGGACCGGGAGAAGAAGGCUGCCGAGUGCAAAGUAGACAGCAUCGGCAGCGGCCGGGCCAUCCCCAUUAAGCAGGGGAUCCUGCUAAAAAGGAGUGGCAAGUCCUUGAACAAGGAGUGGAAGAAGAAGUAUGUGACGCUCUGUGACAACGGUUUACUUACUUACCAUCCCAGCCUGCACGAUUACAUGCAGAACAUCCAUGGCAAGGAGAUUGACCUUCUGCGGACAACAGUCAAAGUGCCAGGGAAGCGCCUGCCCCGAGCCACACCUACCACAGCCCCAGGCACCAGUCCCCGUGCCAAUGGGUUGGCCAUGGAGCGAAGUAACCCACAGCUGGGCGGGGGCGCAGGAGCCCCCCACUCGGCCAGCAGUGCAUCCCUGCAUUCUGAUCACCCCCACAGCAGCCCAGCCUGGGCUGGCGUGCGCCCCAAGGGGCUGCACCAGCGCUCCCGUUCGGUUUCCAGUGCUGACCAUUGGAGUGAGGCUGCUGCCCUGCCCGCCAGCAUGCAGCACCUUGCAAGUGGCCCAGCUGAGGUACUCAGUUCCAACCCCAAGCUGGAGCCUCCCCAAUCUCCCCACUCCAACCGGAAGAAGCACCGCCGGAAAAAGAGCACCGGGACCCCCCGACCAGACGGCCCCAGCAGUGCUGCUGAAGAGGCAGAGGAGUCCUUUGAGUUUGUAGUGGUGUCCCUCACUGGUCAGACCUGGCACUUUGAGGCCUCAACGGCAGAAGAACGAGAGCUGUGGGUGCAGAGCGUGCAGGCCCAAAUCCUUGCCAGUCUACAGGGCUGUCGAAGUGCCAAGGACAAGACUCGGCUGGGGAACCAGAACACAGCUCUGGCUGUGCAGGCUGUCCGCACGGUCCGUGGCAACAGCUUCUGUAUUGACUGUGAAGCCCCCAAUCCAGACUGGGCCAGCCUGAACCUGGGUGCCCUGAUGUGUAUAGAGUGUUCAGGGAUCCACCGACACCUGGGGGCUCACCUGUCCCGGGUCCGCUCCUUGGACCUUGAUGACUGGCCACCUGAACUGCUAGCUGUCAUGACUGCAAUGGGCAAUGCCUUGGCUAACAGUGUCUGGGAGGGGGCUCUGGAUGGCUACUCGAAGCCAAGCCCUGAAGCCUGCAGAGAGGAAAAGGAGCGCUGGAUCCGGGCCAAGUAUGAACAGAAGCUCUUCUUGGCCCCACUGCCAAGCUCGGAUGUGCCCCUGGGGCAGCAGUUACUCCGGGCUGUGGUGGAGGACGACCUGCGACUGUUGGUGACACUGCUGGCCCAUGGGUCCAAGGAGGAAGUGAAUGAGACAUACGGGGACGGCGAUGGGAGGACAGCCCUGCACCUGUCCAGUGCCAUGGCCAAUGUGGUCUUCACCCAGCUGCUCAUAUGGUACGGGGUGGACGUGAGGAGCCGUGAUGCCAGGGGCCUGACCCCACUGGCCUACGCCCGCCGGGCCGGCAGCCAGGAGUGUGCGGACAUCUUGAUCCAGCAUGGGUGCCCUGGUGAGGGCUGUGGGUUGGCACCCACUUCCAACAGAGAGCCUGCCAAUGGCACGAAUCCCUCCGCAGAGCUGCACCGCAGCCCUAGUCUCCUAUGAAGCUCAGGAAGAGGGCAGAGGGGCCAGAAGGACUCUGGAUGCAGCAGCAGGCCAUGUGCAGCAAAGAAGGGAGAAGGGUCAGGGACGGAGGCGAGGUCUGAGAUUGGAGCUCAGCAGAGCAGGAGUGUGUUUUGCAGCCCUCUGCCCUACGGUGCCAUUAAGGGACAAAACCCUUUGGAGGUACCUGUGAGGAGAGGGGGGCAGGACCUCUCCCUCCUCCAGAACCCUGCCUCCUCAUGACAGCUCCCACAAGCCUUCACCCUGCGAUGGGUGGGGAAGAACAGGACACAGGAUGGGGGUGCCAGAGAGAGACAAGGGGACCAGUCUGUGAGUCCCAUGUAAAAUGUGUACAUUGGAGUAUUUAUGUUAGUGUAUAUACGUGGUGUGUGUGUAUGAUGAGCCAAUAAACCAGGCUGUAUGUGUGGCCUCAUUUC